This is a messenger RNA of Drosophila guanche, 2271 nucleotides long. It is a transcript of the gene mRpL13, whose product is annotated as 39S ribosomal protein L13, mitochondrial. The record is from RefSeq and is a predicted model, not a curated record. The transcript has 7 exons. Gene Ontology annotation, biological process: translation; peptide catabolic process; proteolysis. The coding region runs from base 99 to 2192 and encodes 697 amino acids. Gene Ontology annotation, cellular component: ribosome; mitochondrial large ribosomal subunit; cytosol. Lineage: Eukaryota; Metazoa; Arthropoda; Insecta; Diptera; Drosophilidae. Gene Ontology annotation, molecular function: aminopeptidase activity; structural constituent of ribosome; mRNA binding.
AUUUUAUCGAUAACUCCGCAGUCACACUGCUUACACCAAAACAGCUGAAAUUUGGAAAUUUUCUUUCAAAUUCCUUUCAAUAUUAAAAUAGCCUUAACAUGUCUAUUGCCAAACGUGUGCAGCAAUGGGCAACGUUUGCACGAACCUGGCACAUUUACGACUGCACCUGGCAGAACCCUUUUGAGUCCGCUGCACUGGUCAAAACACAUCUGAUGGGGCUGCACAAGCCCAUAUACCAUCCCAUGAUCUCCAAACGCGGCUUUUGCACGACACACCUACAGCAGCUCCAGCGGCCGCUACACCAAACACAACUUUGUCCAAUUUAUCAACUCCAAAAACGCAACAUGGGCCGCCUGGGUACAGUGGAUCCGAGCUCCUACUCGCAGCCGGAUUUGAUUACCACGGAGCACAGUGUGCUCAACUGGAAGGUGGACUUUGCAGCCACCAAGCUGCAGGGCAGUGUGGUGCACCGCUUCAAUGUGCUGUCCAGCAAUUUGGAGAAGAUUCUCCUGGAUGUGCGCGACAUUAAUGUGACGAAUGCCACGUUGCUGGCUGGAGGCAGUGAGCUGCCCAUCAACUACUUCAUCAGCGAUCCCGUGAAUGAUAUUGGACAAAAGCUAACACUGGAGUUGCCAGCCGGCACGGCUAAGGGCAGCUUGAAUGUUCGCAUCGAUUACGAGACCUCAAGCAGUGCCAGCGGCCUGCAGUGGCUGAAUCCCACACAGACACUGGGCAAGCAGCAUCCGUACAUGUUCUCGCAGUGUCAGGCGAUACACGCACGUUCGGUGGUGCCCUGCCAAGAUACGCCAGCGGUGAAGUUCACCUACGAUGCGGUGAUUGAGCAUCCCACCGAGCUGACGGCGCUGAUGAGCGCCAUCAUUGACAAGAAGCAGCCCGGCAAGACACACUUCAAGCAGGAGGUGCCCAUACCCGCCUAUCUGGUGGCGAUUGCCAUUGGCAGGCUGGUCUCCCGUCCGCUCGGCGAGAACUCCAACGUGUGGGCCGAAGAGGCCAUUGUGGAUGCCUGUGCCGAGGAGUUCUCUGAAACGGCCACCAUGCUGAAGACCGCCUCGGAUCUGUGCGGUCCGUAUGUGUGGAAGCAAUACGACUUGCUGGUGAUGCCACCAUCAUUCCCCUUCGGUGGUAUGGAGAACCCCUGUCUCACCUUUGUUACACCCACGCUGCUGGCGGGCGACAAAUCGCUGGCCGAUGUUGUGGCCCAUGAGAUUGCCCACAGCUGGACGGGCAAUUUGGUGACCAACAAGAACUUUGAGCACUUUUGGCUGAACGAAGGCUUCACCGUGUUCGUCGAGUCCAAGAUUGUGGGACGCAUGCAGGGUGCCAAGGAGCUGGACUUUAAGAUGCUCAGCAAUCUGACGGAUCUACAGGAGUGUUUGCGCACUCAACUCUCUGGCACACCCGAGCUGACCAAACUGGUGGUGGAUCUAUCCAAUUGUGGGCCCGAUGAUGCCUUCUCCUCUGUGCCUUACAUCAAGGGCUCCACAUUCCUGCGCUAUCUGGAGGAUUUGCUGGGUGGACCAACUGUCUUUGAGCCUUUCCUCCGCGAUUACCUGAAGAAAUAUGCCUACAAAUCGAUCGAAACCAACGACUUCAAGAGUGCCUUGUACGACUACUUCAAGGAUACGGAGCAAAAGGAUCAACUGAGCGUCGUGGACUGGGAUCUGUGGCUGACCAGCGAGGGCAUGCCACCCAUUUUACCCAAAUUCGAUGAAUCCCUGUCGAAUGUCACCACGGGUCUGGCCAAACUGUGGAGCAAUGAGACUGUCUCCAAACUGUCAGACAACAGCGACAUCAAGCAGACCAUUUCCAUCCAUCAACUGAUUGACUUUUUGGGCAAACUGAUCGAAUCGAAGGACAUUGUCGACCUGAACGAGGACAAGAUUGAACUGCUCGAGUCCACCUACAAGCUAAAGCAGUCCAAGAACGCCGAAGUACGUUUCCGCCUGAAUCGUUUGAUCAUUCGUGCCCGCCUGCUCGGCCGUCUGGAAGAGAUCAUUGAAUUUGCCAACUCGAAUUUCCGCAUGAAAUUCUGCCGCCCCAUCUACCGCGAUUUGGCUGCCUGGCCCGAGGCCAAGCCGGCGGCUAUUCGCAACUUUGUCAAAGUCAAGGAUCAAAUGAUGACCGUCUGCUCGCACACCAUCGAAAAGGACUUGGGAUUAAAGACAAUUUAGGUCUGACUUUUUUGAAGUGUGCAUUUGUCGAGAUUUUUUAAUGAAAAAUUAAAUUUUUUUGUGUAUUCUCGUAGUCUGA